Molecule: messenger RNA, 2631 nt
Organism: Apis mellifera (honey bee)
Lineage: Eukaryota; Metazoa; Arthropoda; Insecta; Hymenoptera; Apidae
Product: putative inorganic phosphate cotransporter
Exons: 8
Coding region: 560-2041 (493 amino acids)
Biological process (GO): transmembrane transport; monoatomic anion transport
Cellular component (GO): plasma membrane
Molecular function (GO): transmembrane transporter activity
Source: RefSeq, a predicted model, not a curated record
UCGGAUUCGUGAAACGUAACGAAACGGUUUGAGAAAAAUCGAUAUCCUCUCGCGAUUCGAAUCGCGUAUAUAUAUAUAUAUAUAUCAUCGAGACGCGGAUUAAAUUAAAAUUGACUCGAAAUAUCGACAUAUCGCGCGUCGCAAAGGAAAAAGUAGCGAAAAGUGCUUAGUCAAACGUAAUGCGUAAUCAAGAAUAUUGGCUCUCGUAUCGUAUACGUUUGCUUUGCCGAUACCGUUCUAUCAUUCUAUCUUCGAUCCAUCAAAUCUCUCCAUACAUUCUUCUUCCUCGUAACAUUCGUUCCUUUUCGUUAGAUAUUUUCUAGCUAUUAUAAUAAUAUAAGGGAGAAACGUGAUAAUAUACUAUUGUCUGUGUAUACGCAUGCAGAACGUGCAAGUUGAAAAAUAAGAGUGGGAGAAACUCUUUUCGGUGAUGGACUAUAAAACCACGAUCGAUCGAUCGAAGGAUCGUAGUGUCUUUUUUGCGAUUUACUUUGUUGCUUUGUGACGACAACUACCUGACCUAACUCGUGCACACUUGUUCGGUUGUUUAAUAAACAUAAUGACUUCCCGUAUGACGAAAAGGGUGUCGAUCGUCUCCAUCUCGGAACGGAUACAGACACCGGUCUCUAAACCUAAAGCAUCGUACGGAUGUAGACACACGCAGGGCAUUUUGAUGGCUUUGGGUUUCUUCUGUUGCUAUGCCAUUAGGGUGACCACAUCGGUGACGCUAGAAGCUAUGACCAAUGCUUCCACUGCAAAUCCUGCUUUUCCACAAUUUUCAUGGGACGAAAAGAUCAAGGAUGUGAUUCAAAGUUCCUUUUUUUGGGGAUAUGUGUGCACGCAAAUCAUUGGCAGCAUAGUGGCGCAACGUUGGGGAGCUCAUAAACUUUUCUCACUGGCACAAUUCGCGUGCGGUUUCGUAACGCUCUUAAUUCCCGUGCUUGCCGAAAACGCGGGAUGGGAAGCGUUCUGCGUUACCAGAGUGAUCGCCGGUAUAUUUCAAGGCACCGUUCUUCCAUGCCUUCACGCGUUGCUCUCAAAAUGGGCGCCUAUGGAAGAAAGAGGAAGAAUAUCGACAUUCGUGUAUGCCGGAGGUUGGAUCGGAAAUGUAACUUGUUUACUGAGUACGGGUCUAUUGGCUGCUUCUCCUUGGGGAUGGCCCAGUUGUUUUUACGUUUGGGGCAGCAUAACUAUCCUUUCCAGUCUUUUGUUCUUCUUCAUCGGUUACGAGUCACCGGCCGAACAUCCAAAUAUACCUCAAGAUGAAAAACAAUAUAUCGAGAGUAGUCUUGGAAUGAUUGAAACGGAAGAAAAAUUAUCGACUCCUUGGAUCAAAAUACUUAGUAGUCGUCCAAUGUGGGCAUUAAUGGUUACUCAAUCUGCUCACACUUGGGGUUUCUGGAUGCUUUUAACGAAAAUCCCAUCGUAUUUUCAAGCUGUGUUUAAGGUUAACAUUAAAGAAAACGGUCUUAUGAGCGCACUACCAUACUUCACAGCCUGGCUAUUUAGUUUCCCGAUUAGCUUUAUUUCGGAUCUACUUAUCAAGCGAAAUAUCCUCACUGUUCAAGCAUCGAGAAAGAUUUGUAACACGUUCGGUGAAUGGGUACCAGCGAUCGCAUUAAUAGGUCUUGGAUAUGUUGACAAAGAACACUCUGAAAUAGCAGUGGCAAUUUUGGUAAUUGCCGUUACUAGCAAUGUUGCUAUUUAUUGUGGACACAACGUCAAUCAUAUGGAUCUUAGUCCAAAUUUUGCCGGACCAUUGAUGGGUAUCAUAAAUACCGUAGCGAAUAUUUGUAGUAUUUUGGCUCCAUUAAUCGUCGGUGUUAUCGUUCAUGACAAGACUGAUGUUGAAGAAUGGAGAAAUGUAUUCUUUUUAACAAGUUUAAUAUAUUUCGUUGGAAAUUUAAUUUUUAUCAUGUUUGGUACAAGUAAAAUUCAAGCAUGGAAUGAUCCUGUAAAAAAAGACAAAGAUAUCGCUAUGAAUUCUACGAACGAAUCAUCGGUGGAGAAUGGAAAUGUACAAAAAACCAAAGAAUAUUGAAAAGAUGGUUUUUUAUAGAAAAAGAAUCGUGACGAUGUUAUCACGAUGCUGGACAGUAUAAAUAUUUAUCAUAACUACUAAUAAAAUGUAUUAUAAAUGCUGUGAUCGAACAAUUCAAUAUCAUCAUUUUCAUUAUUUUAUUUGUGAAUACAUACGAAAAAUGUAUCAUUAUUUUAUUUGUAAAUGCAUGAUUUUUAAAUGUGCAUUGUAUAUAAAUAUUUAUGUUAUAUAUAAAUAUCAUAUUUAAUAUUUAUUAAAUUAAAGAACAAUACGUAUGAACGUAUUUAUGCAAAUUUAGAAAAAUUUGUUACUAUAAAAGUACAAAUGAACGUAAUACAUCAACUUAUUUAAUUAAGAUAUGUUAUUCUUUUUUAAGAUGUUGUCUAGGCAUAGAUUUCCAAAUUGUAUGUAUAAGGAAUAUUGUACAUAAUAUUGUUAAUAACAAUGUUGUAUAAGUUACCAGAGGUAACAUGGUUGUUUCACCAAUCGGAAUUGUCCAUUCAUUUUCCAUAUCCUGUAAAAAGAUUAAAAAUUUCAACAAAUUUCUAUUUAUAAAGUUACAUAAAUAAAAUAUAUUUUUGAUAUCUUUA